This is a messenger RNA of Suillus subaureus, 687 nucleotides long. RefSeq lists its product as uncharacterized. The annotation marks the transcript as partial. The transcript is spliced from 2 exons. Lineage: Eukaryota; Fungi; Basidiomycota; Agaricomycetes; Boletales; Suillaceae. The record is from RefSeq and is a predicted model, not a curated record.
CCUGACGUCAACAUGCAACCCCAUUUUCAAGAUUCUGACAUUUUAUCUUAUCUCGUCCUUCCUCAGGACUAUAAUCCUCUUCCGAGCAUCGAUCCCAUUGAGUUUUUGAAAAGACAUCUACACGAGCUACCCCCCAACACCAUACAGCGGUUCUCACUCGUCACAACGCCGAAACAGCGAACAGCGAUUACUGAGAUACGCAAUCGAAGACUGAAAUUUACUGAAUCAAGGCCACGGUCUCUGAGCUUCGCGGUUGCCCGAAAUACCUGGCCAACACUGUGGCAGGGCAGAGAGCGAAGGGGACAAGAAGAGGGGAAGGAGGAGCAAGAAUGGGCAAAAAUGAGUUUCCUAGGUGGUACAGAGCAACAGGUGGGCAACCUGGCAAAGCUACUCGGCGACAUGGAGGAAGAGCGGGAAGCGGAGAGAGUACGAAUUAUCCGAAGAACGCAGGCGAACGAUGAUUUUGUUCCGGAAGAGGAAAGUGACAGUGAAGAAGAAGACGAAAUUCCUGAAAUUCAAGAGUCUGAAUCUCCAGAAGAGGCUCAGGCGUUGUUUGAAAGACGCAUAAGGGAACGAUUCAUAUAUGGUUUGCUUGAAGGAGCAGAUUAUGAUUUAGUUGACUGGGAUGAGUGGCUCGAUGUAGAGGAUGAUAGAGAUGCAGAAGAGCGGUGGUUUAACGAUGAUUAA